CCUUAUAUAUGAGAGAGCAGAGAAGCCUCACCUAGGGUUGCUUCCCACGCCGCCGGCCAGCCAAACUCAAAACAAAGAGGAGUAGCAAGCAAGCAAGCAGCCUCUUGCGACUGCAGCAAUGGAGCAGACCUAUGUCAUGAUCAAGCCCGACGGCGUCCAGAGGGGCCUCAUUGGUGACGUCAUCAGCCGCUUCGAAAAGAAGGGCUUCUACCUUAAGGCCAUGAAGCUUGUGAACGUGGAGAAGUCCUUCGCCGAGAAACACUACGCCGAUUUGUCCUCGAAGCCCUUCUUCCAGGGCCUCGUGGAGUACAUCGUCUCCGGCCCCGUGGUCGCCAUGGUCUGGGAAGGCAAGAAGGUCGUCGAAACUGGCCGCAAGAUCAUCGGCGCCACCAACCCCCUGGCUUCUGAGCCUGGUACCAUCCGCGGUGACUUUGCUGUCGACAUUGGCAGGAAUGUCAUUCAUGGAAGCGACUCUGUUGAGAAUGCCAGGAAGGAGAUUGCCCUGUGGUUCCCCGAGGGCCUUGUCGAGUGGCAGAGCAGCCAGCACCCCUGGAUCUAUGAGAACUAAGCAGCCAUAGCUUGUCACUCGAACCUUUAGAGCUUGAGAAUCCUUGGCACCAGCCAUACUAUUAGCUGCUAUUUUUAGAGUUUGACGAGAAAAUUGUGGCCAGUAUCUCAGAACCUUAUUUGUGUGAACUGAAGUUUUCUUCAUUGGCUUGCAUGCUAUGUGUGCAUGCCCUUUUGCUAUGAUAUUUCACAUGCUGUUACCUUA
This is a messenger RNA of Phragmites australis (common reed), 772 nucleotides long. Its product is annotated as nucleoside diphosphate kinase 1-like. NCBI's taxonomy places the organism in Eukaryota, Viridiplantae, Streptophyta, Magnoliopsida, Poales, Poaceae. The record is from RefSeq and is a predicted model, not a curated record. Gene Ontology annotation, molecular function: nucleoside diphosphate kinase activity. Bases 119 to 568 code for a protein of 149 amino acids. Gene Ontology annotation, biological process: CTP biosynthetic process; UTP biosynthetic process; GTP biosynthetic process. The transcript has 4 exons.